This is a messenger RNA of Lonchura striata (white-rumped munia), 1015 nucleotides long. The record is from RefSeq and is a predicted model, not a curated record. NCBI's taxonomy places the organism in Eukaryota, Metazoa, Chordata, Aves, Passeriformes, Estrildidae.
CACAGCCAAGAUGGCGGCGGCCGCGCGCGCGCUGCGGGUCCUCCCCCGCGCCCUCCGUGUCCCCAGCGCCACCCGGCAGCUCCACAGCAGCCCCGUGUGCCUCAAGGCACGGGCAGCGCGGGUGCGCGCGGGCAGGGGGGACAAGGCGGUGACGUACGAGCAGGCGCACGCACCCCAUCACAUCGGGCACCGCAAGGGCUGGCUGUCCCUGCACACCGGGAACCUGUGUGGCGAGGCGGGCGCGGCGCAGCGGGCGAUCGAGGACGCGUUCCUGCGGCGGUUCCUGGCCGGGACCUUCCCGGGGCUCCUGGCGGAUGAGCUGGUGCUGAAGCGCCGCGGGAACCUGCUGGUGGUGUGUGCCCUGCUGGGCCGGGCACUGCCACCCCACAAGCUCUACUUCCUGCUGGGCUACGCCGAGACCCUCCUGGGCAACUUCUACAAGUGCCCCGUGCGCCUGGAGCUGCAGACCGUGCCCACCCGCGUGCCCUACAAGUACCUCUAGGGCCGGGAAUAAACCUAUAAACAUCCCACAGGGAAUAUCCUAUAAACGACCCUAAAGGAAUGCCCUGGGGUAUCCUCAGUGUGCCCUACAAGUGUCUAUAGGGCUGGGAAUAAACCUAAAAAUGGCCCUAAAGGAAUGUCCUAGAGAUGGCCCUAAAGGAAUGCUCUGGGGUAUCCUCGUGGCAACCCUACAGUGAAUAAACUCCAAGAUCUGCUCUGAACAGACCCUACAACAAAAACCGAGCGAGACCCUCUCGAGGGGAACACUGCCACAAGCAGCAGGAGCUCUCUGGGGAGACCCUGCAAUGCCAAACCAGGAGCAUGAACUUUGGGGAGACCCUAUAAUAAUGAAUAAAUAAAUACCAGGAUCUGUCCUGGGGUGACCCCACAAAAAUUAAGAAUCCAGAAUUUGAUACGGAGAUACUCCACAAUAACAAACCAGCAGGAUGAACUCUUGAGGAGACCCUACAAUAAAUAAACACCAGGAUGUGUUCUGGGGAGACCCUACAACGAA